Messenger RNA from Camelus dromedarius (Arabian camel), 2195 nucleotides. It is a transcript of the gene SLC22A14, whose product is annotated as solute carrier family 22 member 14. The coding region runs from base 99 to 2195 and encodes 698 amino acids. The transcript has 11 exons. Gene Ontology annotation, biological process: transmembrane transport. Gene Ontology annotation, cellular component: membrane. Gene Ontology annotation, molecular function: transmembrane transporter activity. NCBI's taxonomy places the organism in Eukaryota, Metazoa, Chordata, Mammalia, Artiodactyla, Camelidae. The record is from RefSeq and is a predicted model, not a curated record.
AAGCAAAGGAGGGAAUUACAGAGAACAUCAGGGCUGGAAUCUAAACUGUUCCAAGCCAGAGGCCGGUUUCUGGCCAGUGGCUCCCAUGAUGGUCUCUGAUGUCUGAAGUGGUGUCAGUAGAGGCUGAGCUGCAUCCUUUCUUUGAGCAGAUGGCAAAGGAAAACAACUCCAUGGCGGAGCUCAAAUCCCAGCAUAAUUUCAGGAGCUUCAACCAACAUGAGGCAGCAGAACGCCCCCGCUCCUUGUCCCUGGAGCUGCUACUGUGCAGAUUGAAGGCUAUAGAAGCCAAGAAGGAUGACAAGUUUGCCAACAUCCUGAAUGCAGUGGGGGAGUUUGGCACAUUCCAGCGGAGGCUAGUGGCCCUCACCUUCAUUCCCAGCAUCCUGUCCGCCUUCUUCCUGCUUGCUGACAUCUUCGUGUUCACACCCCAGAAGCCCUAUUGCAACACCAGCUGGAUACUGGCAGUUGGCCCCAACUUGUCAGAGGCUGAGCAGAUGAAUCUGACCCUGCCCCGAGAAUCCAACGGCAGUUUCCUGACAUGCCUCAUGUACGUGCCUGUGGACUGGGAUCUGGAUUCUAUCAUCCAGUUUGGCCUCAACCACACAGACACAUGUCAAGAUGGAUGGAUCUAUCCUGAGGUCAAGAAGAGGUCACUCAUCAAUGAGUUUGACCUGGUGUGUGGCAAGGAAGCCAACAUGGGUAUCGUGCAGAUCAUGUUCUUGGCGGGCUUCUUGACAGGGUCUCUCAUCUUCGGGUUCAUAAGUGACAAGCUGGGCCGCUACCCCACCAUCCUACUGUCGCUGCUGGGGUUGAUCAUCUUCGGUUUUGGGACAGCCUUUGUCAGCAGCUUUCACCAGUACCUGUUCUUUCGCUUCGGCGUGUCCCAGGCUGUGAUAGGCUAUGUCAUCAGCAGCGUGUCUUUAGCCACUGAGUGGCUAGUGGGCGUGCACCGGGCCCACGCCAUCAUCCUGGAACACAGCUUCUUCGCUGUGGGGGCCAUGUUCCUGACGGGCCUUGCCCACAGCCUUCCCCACUGGCGGCUGCUGUAUCUGGUGGGCGGGGCACCUGUGUUCUUCUUCAUCUCCUAUAUCUGGAUUCUCCCAGAGUCUCCCCGGUGGCUGAUGACGAAAGGGAAGCUGUAUGAGGCCAAGCAGGUGCUGUGCUACGCAGCUGAUGUGAACAAGAAGACCAUCCCUUUGAACCUACUAGAUAAGCUCCAGCUGCCUAGAAAGGUGACUAGCUCCUCUAUCCUGGACUUCCGUAACGACAGGCACCUCCGCAAGGUGACCUUGGUGAUGUGCAGCGUGGGGUUUGCUGUCGGUUACAACUGUCAUAUGUUGAGCUUCAGGAUUAGGAAGUUGGGUGUGAACAUCUACUUCACCCAAGUGAUUCCCAGACUCAUGGAGUUGCCUGCCCGGCUGUGCUGCAUCUUUCUCCUCGAGCAGUUCAAGAGGAAGCAGAGCCUGUCCUUGACUCUCUUCCAGGGCACCCUCAUGUGCUUCCUUAGCCUUAUCCUCCCCUCAGGUACAGAUGGGCCCCAACUCAGGUGGCCACCUUGUCUGGCCACAGAGUUGAAAUUCCUCUCGGUCUUGAUAAUCGUGCUUGGAGGGUUCAUCCUGGUCGCCUCGGUCACCGUGUUCCUCAUCUACACUGCUGAGCUCCUUCCCACUGUCCUCAGAACAACAGGUCUGGGGUUAGUGUUUCUGGCCUGGGCGGCUGGAUACAUCUUGUCCCUGAUGAUCAGCAGCCAGGGCAUCCCCAUCCUGCCCAUCUUCCUCUGCUGCACCUCAAGCAUCGUGGCCUUGACCCUCUGUUCCAAGCUGCCAGAAACCCAAGGUCACCCCCUCCCUGAAAGCCUGGAGCACUUUCCCCCACUGACGAGAAGGGCCCGUGACACUAGGUCUGAGUCCACAGCAGUCUCGCCAGCUCUCCUAGAUGCUGUCACCGUCUCUGCCAGCUCCCAUCCUGUGGAGAUGGGGAGUGCCAUGCAGCAGGCUCAUGGCUUUUUCUCCACUGGCUUCUUGAGGACCGGGAACGAGGAUAUGUUGAAUGAGGAUAUAUCAUGUGAUGACGUGACUGAGGAAGUGGCGAAGAACACCAUUCUCAACGCCAUGAUGAUGAACAUGGACCGAGACGUUCUCUCCAACCUGCCUUCCCAGUCCAGAGAAGAGGAAAUAGACAGACAGAAGGACUGA